This is a messenger RNA of Aspergillus vadensis CBS 113365, 1772 nucleotides long. RefSeq names its product serine/threonine-protein kinase. Bases 302 to 1528 code for a protein of 408 amino acids. The record is from RefSeq and is a predicted model, not a curated record. Gene Ontology annotation, biological process: protein phosphorylation; cellular response to oxidative stress. The transcript has 6 exons. NCBI's taxonomy places the organism in Eukaryota, Fungi, Ascomycota, Eurotiomycetes, Eurotiales, Aspergillaceae. Gene Ontology annotation, molecular function: ATP binding; calcium/calmodulin-dependent protein kinase activity.
GCAUUGCAUUGCCUUGCUUUGCCUGCCAGAGACUUGCACGUGCAGCCCACCAUUACAAGCGAUAAGCAGCAACCCCCCGAUCAGGUACCAUCUCUAUUUUCAACCUUCAUCCUCGAAUCCUCCAAACGCGACUUUCGCGAUCUUGACUCUUUUGAAUCGCCCCGCUACCAACCUCCCUCACGUGCGGGGUUCCCAUUCAGCUUCGCGCUCGCUGGUCUCGAGCCCACCGCACACUACUUACUACUCACGGAUUAACCCCCCUUCCUAGGGCCUUCACUAAGGCCCUUCUACUCCAGUCACCAUGAGUUUCCAUAAUAUGCUCAACAAGCUGUCGGGACAGCCCGAAAGCUACGAGAAAAAGUCCCACUACAAGUUCGGACGCACACUCGGCGCUGGUACGUACGGUAUCGUUCGUGAAGCCGACAGCAGCAAGGGCAAGGUCGCCAUCAAGAUCAUCCUGAAGAAGAAUGUCCGGGGCAACGAACGCAUGGUCUACGAUGAACUAGAGAUGCUUCAGGCUCUCGACCAUCCCAACAUUGUCCAUUUCGUCGAUUGGUUCGAAUCGAAGGAUAAAUUCUACAUUGUCACACAGCUGGCCACUGGUGGUGAGCUGUUCGACCGGAUCUGCGAGUACGGCAAGUUCACCGAAAAGGAUGCCUCUCAGACCAUUCGCCAGGUGCUGGGCGCCGUCCACUACCUGCACGAACGCAAUAUCGUUCACCGAGACCUGAAACCCGAAAACCUUCUCUACCUUGGCCCCGACCCCCAUUCCCCUCUGGUCCUCGCAGAUUUCGGUAUUGCCAAGAUGCUGGAUAGCCCGAGCGAGGUCCUGACCAGCAUGGCGGGCUCCUUCGGCUACGCCGCCCCAGAGGUCAUGCUCAAGCAGGGUCAUGGCAAGGCCGUCGAUAUGUGGUCCCUCGGUGUGAUCACCUAUACCCUGCUUUGCGGUUACUCCCCCUUCCGCUCCGAGAACCUGUCCGACUUGAUUGAAGAGUGCCGAAGCGGAAAGAUCAUCUUCCACGAGCGCUACUGGCGCGAUGUUUCCCAGGACGCCAAGGACUUCAUCCUCACCCUAUUGCAGCCCGAUCCUUCCAAGCGUGUCACAUCCGAUGAAGCUUUGAAACACACCUGGUUGACCGGUGAAUCGGCCAGCGACCGCGACUUGCUGCCCGAGAUCCGUGCCUACAUUGCCCGCUCUCGUCUCCGCCGAGGCAUCGAGAUCAUCAAGCUGGCGAACCGCAUUGAGGCGCUCAAGAUGCAGGAGGAUGAUGAGGACAUCCCCAGCCCGGUGGAAAUGGCAGAGAAGGCAUCUGGGACGACGCCCUUCCCUCAACUCUCGCCCAAUGGCAAGUCGGAUUCCGCGCCAGCGGAGGGCGAGGCGACGGGCACGAAGAAGCGCAGUCUGAGCAAGAUUGCCCGCGGCGCCAUCUUCCGUGAAGUUGUGCUUGCCAAGGUCCGUGAGGUGAAGGAGAACGAGGAGCGCGAGAAGGUUGAGCGUGAAGCUCGUGAACGGACCACCCAUGCAUGAGGCUUGAUCGGAUGGCGUUGAUAGAGACUUGCUUUCUGCUGCUGCACCGGUUCCAUUCUUGUUGGGUCACGGACCAUCACUGAACUGUUUUCUGUGAAUAACUUUCGAUGAUUCCCCGUCCAUAUACUGAUCUGGCGUAUUCUUUUUGCUGUUUCUUGGUUUGCUGAACGAGAUGGGAUUUUAAUGGAGGCUUCGGUUUACGGAGAUAAUAUUCCUUUCUGUGAUCUGAAUGCAUAUUCGGCUU